AUGGCCAGCCGCACACCGACGAGCCGUGGCAGGCGCUUAGCAGUGCCCGAAGGCCUCAAUGAGACAUGGGCCAAGGACUUGACCGACCAGUUCCGCCGCACUCUCAGCACAAAGCGUAUGAACGCUCUCACGAGACAGACAACGCAGCAGCAGACCCAAUCGCCCAAUGCUCCACCGUCAUACUCUUCUCUCCGCAACAUUCCGCUCGUCGCUACCGCCCCAUCGGAUCGCAACUCGUUGCGCUUCCGUUCUAUGCUCCUCUCCCUUUCCAACACCCCCUGCCGAUGGGAAAACCCUGGUCUUCUCGACGAAGCACUUCGCUCAAUUCCCCUAGAACGUAUUUAUGACCAAGCACAAGAAGAGAGCGACCUUUACCUAGCCGAGGCUGCCUCAUUAGGACCCAACACUAAGCCCGCCUGGGGCUACCAGGACUGUGUCGUCAGAGCCCUCAUGAAGUGGUUCAAGCGCUCUUUCUUCCAAUGGAUCAACAACCCCAAGUGUGGUGCAUGCCAUGCACCCACCAUUGCUGUUGGCAUGGCUGCUCCUCUUCCCGACGAGCAAGCCCGUGGCGCCAACCGUGUCGAAAUCUACCAAUGCUCCAACGCUCAAUGCCAGGCUCACGAGCGCUUCCCCCGUUACAGCGAUGCCUUUGUCCUCCUUCAAACACGAAGAGGACGUGUCGGCGAAUGGGCCAACUGCUUCAGCAUGUUGUGUCGUGCAGUUGGUAGCAGAGUGCGUUGGGUAUGGAACAGUGAAGACCACGUCUGGACAGAAGUUUACAGCGAGCACCGCAAGCGCUGGGUUCAUGUCGAUGCCGUCGAAGAAGUUUGGGACCAACCCCUUCUUUACACUCAUGGUUGGAAGAAGAAGCUUGCUUACUGCAUCGCCUUCUCCGCCGAUGGCUGUCAAGACGUCACCCGCCGCUACGUGCGCAACUUUGGAAAGUACGGCCUGCCCAGAACAAAGGCACAAGAGAGUGCCGUUCUUCACAUCAUCGCCGAGAUCAAGAACAUGCGCCGUCGCGACAUGAACAAGACAGACAAGUUCCGCCUUGAGGGUGAGGACAUUCGCGAAGACAAGGAGUUCCGCCAGAACGUCAUCGAGAGUCUCUCACGAGAGAUCUGCCGUAUGCUUCCUGGUCGCCCAGACGCAGACAUGCUCAAGGCCCAAGAGCGUGCCAGAGAGGCUCAACUCGCUCGUGCUCGCAACCAACAGAACGCUCAAUAUUUCAACCCUCGCGAUCAACAGCAGCAAUAA
Molecule: messenger RNA, 1257 nt
Organism: Aureobasidium pullulans EXF-150
Lineage: Eukaryota; Fungi; Ascomycota; Dothideomycetes; Dothideales; Saccotheciaceae
Exons: 2
Coding region: 1-1257 (418 amino acids)
Biological process (GO): glycoprotein catabolic process; protein quality control for misfolded or incompletely synthesized proteins; protein deglycosylation
Cellular component (GO): nucleus; cytosol
Molecular function (GO): peptide-N4-(N-acetyl-beta-glucosaminyl)asparagine amidase activity
Source: RefSeq, a predicted model, not a curated record